AUGACACCCCAUGUGGCUCUGUGCAAGUUUGCCCCCCUGGUUCUGGUGGGACUUGUGGUUUACGCUGUGAGUGGGCUCAGUGGAGAUCCAGUCUUUGACUGCCUCCAGGACUCGGACUACAGUGAGCUCCUGGACGUGGUCCUCAAAGGUCUUCCCGUCGCAAAGAGCCCUCGACACGUGCUCAUCGUUGGAGGUGGCAUGGCUGGACUGACUGCUGCAAAGGUUUUAGAAGAUGCUGGGCAUAAGGUGACCAUUCUAGAAGCCAGUGACCACAUUGGAGGACGAGUGGAGACCUACAGGAACAAAAAGGAGGGCUGGUACGCAGAAGUGGGCGCCAUGAGGAUCCCAAGCUUCCAUAAGAUCCUGCUUUCCAUCAUCUCCAAGCUGCAAAUUCCUCUGAACCACUUCAUCCAAGAGGACAUGAACACUUACUAUUUGAUAAAUGAAGCUCUUCACAGAACGUACGCCGUGGAAAACAACCCCAGCGUCCUGAACUACAGUUUACACGAGGGAGAAAGAGGGAAAUCAGCAUCUGAGCUCUUCAGCCAGGCUCUGUGGAAGGUAAGAGAUGACCUUAAAGCGAUGGGCUGCAGCGCCAUGCUGAAUAAAUACGACUCCUACACGGUGAAGGAGUACCUGGUGAAGGAAGGGAACCUGAGCCGCGGCGCUCUGAGGAUGAUUGGAGACAUUCUGAAUGAAAACAGCCUCUUCUACACGUCUCUGAUAGAGAUGUUGUACAUUCAGUCAGACAUCAGCGACAACAUCGAGUACUUUGAGGUCACUGACGGUUUCGACCACCUCCCCAGAGCUUUCUACCAGGUGCUCAACGCCACCAUUCUCCUCAACUCGAAGGUGAAGUCAAUAAACCAAAGAGGUGGAGAUCAUGUGACCGUGACGUUCCAGGACCGGCAGAACCGCGGUUCUCUAUCCAACCUGACAGUCGACUAUGUCCUGGUGACGGCCACAGCCAAAGCCACCCUCUUCAUCGACUUCCAGCCGCCUCUCUCUGGGAAUAAGAUGGAGGCUCUGCGCUCCGUCCACUACGCCAGCUCCACCAAGGUGGUGCUCAGCUUCAAGGAGCGGUUCUGGGAGAAGGAGGGCAUCAGAGGCGGGAAGAGCGUCACUGACCGGCCCUCGCGUUUCAUCUACUACCCCAGCCACAGCUUCCCCGGGACGGCUGCGGGGGCCCUCCUGGGGUCCUACACCUGCUCCGAUGACUCCACCCUCUUUCAGGGAAUGAGCGAUGAAGAGCUGAUGGCCGUGGUUCUGGAGGACUUGGUGAGAAUCCACGGGCAGGAGAUCAAACCUCUGUGGACAGGAGGCCUGGUGAAGAAGUGGGGGUUGGACCCUUACAGUCUGGGAGCCUUCGCGCUGUUUACGCCCUACCAGCAGGGGCAGUACGCCCAGGAGCUCUUCAGGAGCGAGGGGCGGGUGCACUUCGCGGGGGAGCACACGGCCACUCCUCACGGCUGGAUCGAGACGGCUGUGAAGUCUGCGCUCAGAGCAGCUAAAAACAUCAACAGCAAAGAGCUGGCCUUCAAAUAACACCGGAUGAAGGUCAGCGUGUUGGGUUUGACUGUAUAUGAGAACUGGACAGACUGACUCCUCCCCUUCCUCUGAACAGGAAGUACUCUACGGCUCCAAGAAUACAAAAUCUCACAGAC
Oryzias melastigma (Indian medaka) is the source of this 1664-nucleotide messenger RNA. It is a transcript of the gene il4i1, whose product is annotated as interleukin 4 induced 1. Gene Ontology annotation, molecular function: polyamine oxidase activity; L-amino-acid oxidase activity. NCBI's taxonomy places the organism in Eukaryota, Metazoa, Chordata, Actinopteri, Beloniformes, Adrianichthyidae. The transcript is spliced from 7 exons. The record is from RefSeq and is a predicted model, not a curated record. Gene Ontology annotation, biological process: amino acid catabolic process. The coding region runs from base 1 to 1545 and encodes 514 amino acids.